AUGUCGGAUCUUGAGAAGGAGGAACACGAAGAUGUUUUGCAAGAUGAAGCCGAGGAAGAGGAAGAAAAUCCAAUACCGGCCGACAUAGAUUCCUCUGAGGAAGAGGAGGAAACUGACGAGGAAGAGGCGAAAAGGGUUGCGCAAGAUUUUAUAGUCGACGAUGAAGAGGAAGAGGAAUUAGAGGAAAUUGCUCCUCCUCGAAAAAAAAAGAAGCCAAAAAAGAGAAAACGAGAAAAAAGCACUGAUCUGGACGACGAAGAUGAAAUAUCUGACGACGACCUGGAUCUAUUAGAGGAAAAUACCGGCAUUAAAAUCGCUAGAAGCGAAGAGGAACCAGAAGAAUUCGAAGCUGCUGAGGGCAUAGAAGCGCUUCUGGAUCCCAGUGCACUAAAACAGCUGAGGAUGACCGAGGCCGAUAAGUCUAUUAGAGUUAAAGAUUUGCCCGAGAGGAUGCUUCUUCGGCCCGACAUCGUCGCCGAUAGGAAAUUGACAGAUAAAGAAGUCGACGAGGCUUCUAAAUAUAUUUGCGACGCUUUGGUCGAAUAUGAUGGUCGUCGAAAGUCUCAACAGUUAUACGUGGCAAUUAGAAGAGUCUUGAAAUGCCUUGGGCAGGAAUUUCUGGAGGUUCCAUAUAUAUACGCCUAUAGACGUGAUCACAUUGCAGAGUUUCUCAGUGAUUUUUCUGUAUCACAAGAAAUCCUCGAUCGUGCCGACUUGUGGCAUAUAUAUGAUUUAGAGUACCAAUGCAGGUUAUUUAUAGAGAAGCGAGAGGCAAUAGAAAAGCUGUUAUCAAAAUAUGAAAUCAAUAAUGAAUACAUGACGGACAUUUUGGAAUCUUCUUCAAAUCUGGAGUCCUUGUCUGAUCUACACGAAUAUAUACAUCAUAAAUUUUGGAGAGAAAUUGCCGCCACGAAAUCAGAUAGCUCGGCUUCCCGUCGUCGCUCGAAAAGAACGACAUUCUAUGAGGCCUGUUUAAAUAGGGGUCUCGACAAAUUGGUUGAGUGCAUGGGAGUAGAUGUAGAAAUAUUUUGUAAAAGUUUUAUUGAUGAUAGUCUAAAGCACUAUCGUCCCUCCGAAUCCAAGGUUGAUCCAAUUGUUACAGAACAAUUUUUCAUGAACCCAGCGGAAGAUUUAGCAACCGAAAAGAGAGGGCAAAUUAAAGUUACGAUCGCACUGGAACACGAAGAAGAAUUCAUUGAAUCAUUAAAGAGGCAAAUUACCAACAACUCUACCGAGAUAGAUAGAUCAUGGAACAAGUAUCGUGUAGAUGCUGUUAAUCAAGCAUUCGUCAAAAUACUACGUCCGAUUAUGGAAAUUUGGAUAAAGUCCCGUCUCACCAAUGACUCUGAACAGUGGGUCAUGACAGAGACGAUGAAGAGUCUUGAAAACAGAUUAAACAUUCGUCCAUUCAGAUCUGCUAGAAUGGACGCUGACGAAAUUCCCCGAGUUGCGGCUUUAUCUUGGGGGAACGGUCGUCGUAAUACAGAGUGUAUCUGUCUCGAUGAGAACGGUAAACUCAUCGAGUCACUUUGUUUUAAAGACUUGAGAAAGAAUGAUGAAUUCCAGAGGUUUGUCAGAUUCCUUCGCGAGAACAAGCCUCGGGCUAUCGUGGUGCGGUGCUACGAUGGCCGGACCAAAUUCUUGCUGGAAACGGUUCAAGAUGGAGUCGAAUACUAUAGGAAUCACGGGGGCGAGGACAUUCCCGUAAUGGCGAUAAACGAUGAUGUGGCGAAACUAUACAUGUUAUCUCAGCGUGGCAAACGGGAAUUCCCGGAUUAUGACGGUGUGGUGAAGUAUUGCAUCUCAUUAGCCAGAAUGCUGCAGUGUCCAAUUAGCGAAUAUGCUGCGCUUGAAGAUAAAAUAGCGUCAAUCGUAUAUCAUCCGUUACAAAAACUGCUACCUCGGGAGAAACUUCUGGAAUGCCUACAACGUGCCUUCAUCAAUAUUGUCAACGAAAUAGGCGUCAGCAUUAAUGAUGUUAUACAUACACAGAAUAAAAUAGACCUUCUUCAGUAUGUAAGCGGAUUAGGGCCACGUAAAGCGGAAGUUUUGGUUAAAAAGAUCUUAUCUGAGGGAAACAUAGAGUUAGAAAAAAGAGAGGAUAUGCAAAGUAAUGGUUCAAUGGGAAACAAAGUAUUCACAAAUUGUGCAGGCUUCAUACGAGUUCGUCCGAAGCGGGUUGGAUCAUUUGAUGAUACCAGAAUUCACCCCACGUACUACAUUUUGGCACGUAAGAUGGUCUGUGAUGCUCUUGAUUUGGAUGACGAUGAAGCCGAAGAAGAAUUGUAUCACACCAACAAUCGUCGUGUUGAUAUGCUCAAACGAUUAGCAGCUGAACCCGAAAAACUUAAUGAUCUAAUUUUGGACGACUAUGCUAAGAGUCUUUCGAAAUAUUACGAGUCACCGACUAAACUUAUCCUUCAUAACAUCAAAACUGAAUUAAUGAAGCCUUACGCAGAUCCUCGCCGAAUUUUUGAAAUUCCCACGCCCGACCAAUUAUUUGAAAUGGAAACGGGUGAAACGGACGAGACUCUCUUUACGGGUUUGAUUGUGGCCGCUGAAGUUACCCGUGUUGAGGAAAGAGCUUUGAAAUGUUGCCUUACCGAACACCAGUUGGAUGGCACCAUUACCAUCGGCAAUCUUGUGGACUACAGGAUUACGCCGCAAGAGAUGCAAUCAAAAUAUGCUGUGGGUCAGCUGCUUAAAGCCAAAAUCAUAAAUAUUGAUAAGAAAAAAUUCACCGUGGCUUUAUCUACCCGCUCUCGUGAAAUGAGUACUGGUAAGAACCUGCCUUUAACGCGUAGAAAGCUUGAUGAAGACUACGACUACGACGCUGAAGCUCUUUACACACCAAAGCAAGUCAAGCCCAAGGUAAUUAUUGCCAGAGGCCCGACUCGCGUAAUUCCCCAUCCAAUGUUUCAUCAGAAAACCUAUAUUGAGGCUAUCGAGUAUCUCGGGGAUAAAAGUAAUGGUUCCAUCGUUAUCAGACCAUCAUCCAAGGCAAUGUUGGUUCCUAUUCACAUUAUUACAGAUAUUGUUGAAAAGGAAAGAGACGGAGCUCCGGUUGGUCGCAGGUUAGAAGUAGAAAAUGGAAGAUAUGUUUAUUCUGAUCUGGACGAGCUUAUUGUUGAAUAUGUGGAACAAAAAGCACGAAAAGUUGAAGAGUUGACGAAUCAUAUGAAGUUUAAACCAUCGGAAGAAUCUCUGAGGAGUUUUCUGGAUAUGAGUUUGAACAUGAAUUCCAAACAAUCUUCGUAUGGCUUUUGUCUGGACGUUGAUAUUCCGGGAGGAUUUUGUCUCAUGUUCAAGUGCAAACAAAAUUCAAACAUUGAAACCUGGGUAUGA
Acaulospora colombiana is the source of this 3345-nucleotide messenger RNA. The record is from the annotation of a GenBank genome assembly. Lineage: Eukaryota; Fungi; Glomeromycota; Glomeromycetes; Diversisporales; Acaulosporaceae.